Messenger RNA from Dothidotthia symphoricarpi CBS 119687, 4368 nucleotides. Its product is annotated as P-loop containing nucleoside triphosphate hydrolase protein. The record is from RefSeq and is a predicted model, not a curated record. Gene Ontology annotation, biological process: mRNA splicing, via spliceosome. Gene Ontology annotation, molecular function: helicase activity; mRNA binding. Gene Ontology annotation, cellular component: catalytic step 2 spliceosome. The transcript has 3 exons. The coding region runs from base 112 to 4368 and encodes 1418 amino acids. NCBI's taxonomy places the organism in Eukaryota, Fungi, Ascomycota, Dothideomycetes, Pleosporales, Dothidotthiaceae.
GCUGCUCGCCCAUCACCACCAGGACCGCCCGAGGGAACAUAGGAGGAAAGUCACGCGGGCCGACACCAUCACACACACGAGGGACGUCCGCCGCGAACACUCGCCAUCGCCAUGGAGGAGAGCAAUGUCCACGCCCGGCCCACCGUCGCCGACCUGCACGGCGACAACCACUUCGCGCAGGCGGCGCGCAAGCACUGGCUGGCGGCGAAGAAGACGGCCAAGGUGCGCCCCGAUGUGGUCAAGAAAGAGCUGUGGGACGAGCUGGAAAAGGUCGACUUUGCCUACUCGUCGCUGCUCAUCCUCGAGAACCUGCAGCUGCUGGAGCGCUACCUGUGGCCCGGCUUCACCGAGGACGCCUCCAACCACCACCACCUGCUGCUGGCCCUGAUGGUCAACGUGAAGCGGCGCGAGAACCUGCCGUCGUGGGAACACUUCGCGACCAAGCCCGCCGACUUCUCGUCCUUCUUCCGCCGCAUCCUCUCCAUGACCGUCGACCCCUCGCAGCCCAGCAACAUCCGCACACAGCUCGUCGCUUUCGUCAUUGGCGCAUUCCAGUCGCUCGACAGCGGCCUCGUGCGCAAGGAGUGCGCCCCCCUGGUUGGCAUCUCCAUAUGGCAGCACCUGCACUCGGAAGCUGUGCGCGAGCAGCUCUUCGGCGAGCACCACAUCCUGCGCAAGGCCUGGCGCGCCGCCUCGAAGCGCUUCGACGCUGCAGACGACGCGCUGCAGGCCCGACUACGCUUCGAGCGCUCAUGGCUGUAUACACUGCUCCUCGACUUUGUGGACCGCCUCUACAACAGCAGCACAAAACAGGAUAUCAGGAACAACCUGGCCUACUGCGAGCGCUUCAUAGAGCUGCUCACCGACCUGCAGAGCCAGCUGCCCACGCGCAGAUACGUCAGCACCCUGCUGCAGGACCUGAACAUGCUCCCGGCCAUCCGCCUGUCGCCCAUGUACACCGACGAGGACAACGGCCUGUUUCGCGACCUGUUCGACUUGCUGAGCCACUUCACGUACUUCCCCAUUGAGGAUCAGACGGGCAAGCAACUAUCCAAACUCGAGUACGAUCAGCAGCACUACGACGUCCUGGCCAAGCUGCAGCGCACGGGCUAUGCGGCUUUCCAGGAGAAGCUUCAAUUGAUGGCGCUGGCAAACUAUGGCAGCAUUGGCAACAGGGAGGAGCUGGACAGCCACUUGCGCGUACUAAGCGACGACGAGCUGGUCGAGCUUUGCUCUCUCAUGGGCCUUAGGACAGAGUACCCAGCCUCUACCUUUUUAGUGCGGGAUCGGGCUUUCUACAUGGAGACGCUCGUCUCGUUGGUUGAGCAGAGACCUACCUUCAAGGACGUGGUUCGCGACAUGCCCGUCUUCCCCACAGAGAAAGUCCUAUACGAAACAACGUUCCUCAGAAACGAGUCGUACGACGGAUCAAGACCGCUCGCUAUACCCAAGCUGAACCUCCAGUACCUGACUAUGGGUGACUUCUUGUGGAGGUCCUUCAUCCUGUAUCGCGCAGAGGCGUUCUACGGUAUCCGAAAGGAUAUGGAGGAUGUGAUCAAGCGUGUGAAGCCAAAAGGAAAGGGUGUCAGUACCAAAUUCGACGGCUUCUCCAGGAUGUCGAUACCCAUCAUGAAGCCGGGUGUUGUCGACGUCGCUCCUUCGAAAGUAGGAGAGGAGCACCCGGCUUAUGUGCGAGCAGAAAUCAUACUCGACGUCAGCCGUCUGCAACUCCCAGUACGAAAAGAGUGGGACUCGCUAAGGACAGACGAUGUCGUCUUCUUGCUCGCAGUAGAGGGCAAAGAGGACGUGCCUAUGCGGAAUGGGGGUCACACAGAGCCGAGCACGGGAGAGCAAGUCGGACUCCACAAGAUGAGGUGCGCGCAAGUUGUCCAGGUGCUGGACGAGAACGGGAGACCCCUUCGCGAGCAAAACCAGACUGAUGGAUUUGCGCCCCGAGCACGAUCGCGACGACUCGUCGUCAAUAUCGACGCGAAGCAGUACCAAGCCGACAUGGACCAUGUUGCGGAAGGCAGGCCGAACAUCUACGAGCACAUCAACCUCAUCGUUCGGCGGAAAGGACGGGAGAACAACUUCCUCCCCAUCCUCGACUCCAUCAGACGCCUAACGCUCUCGGACAUCCCAGCACCAUCAUGGCUGCAGGAGGUCUUCUUGGGAUACGGUGAUCCUGCGUCUGCAACGUACAAGCGACUACCCAACCGACUGAAAUCGAUAGACUUCCGCGACACCUUCCUGGACUGGCAGCAUUUGAUUGAAUCCCUGCCUGGCGAAUCCAUCGAGCCGGAGGAAGACGCGCAGACAUCCUUCGGGCCCCCCUACGUCGUGCAGUACCCUGCAGCAGUAGAGCAAGAAGUUGCGCCCGCACGGCCUUCGAAAAAGCGGCGUCGCGACCAUCCUGUCGAGGUCGCACAGCCUGUACAUCAAUCCCUGCACGUCGCAACCUACAAGCCUCCAAACAUGGGGCCAUACCCUGCCGACGCACCCAAGACGAAUGCAGUCAGGUUUACCCCGGCGCAGAUUGAAGCCAUCACUUCGGGCACGCAGCCUGGUCUGACGGUGGUGCUCGGCCCGCCGGGCACCGGAAAGACGGACGUCGCGACCCAGAUUAUAUCUAAUAUAUACCACAACUUCCCGGAUCAGCGGACGCUGCUCGUUGCGCACAGCAAUCAGGCGCUUAAUCAGCUGUUUCAGAAAAUCGUGGCGUUGGAUAUUGAUGAGCGGCAUCUUUUGCGGCUGGGUCAUGGCGAGGAGGAUCUCGAGACUGAGGCGAGCUACAGCAAGCAUGGUAGGGUGGAGUCGUUUCUCGAGAGAGGGACGUACUACCUGGCUGAAGUCGAUCGCCUGGCGAAGAACUUGGGCGCGCCGGGUGCUCAUGGUAGUUCGUGUGAGACUGCAGAUUACUUCAAUCUUGUCUAUGUGAAGCCAGCAUGGACACAAUACUGGGACAGCGUUUCUUCUGAAGACAGCACAGUCGAGCAGAUAGUCGCCGACUUCCCCUUCCGGGACUACUUCCUGAACGCCCCCCAACCUCUCUUCCCACCCGCAAGCAACCGCCAGCAAAUCCUCGACAUCGCACAGGGCUGCUACCGCCACGUCGAGAAGCUCUUCACCGAGCUCGAGGACAUCCGCCCCUUCGAGAUCCUACGAAACCCGCGCGACAAAGCAAACUACCUCCUCGUAAAAGAAGCCCGCAUCAUCGCCAUGACAUCCACACACGCCGCAAUGCGCAGACAGGAGAUCGCCGCCCUAGGCUUCCACUACGACAACCUCAUCAUGGAAGAAGCAGCGCAAAUCACCGAAAUCGAAAACUUCAUCCCCCUCGCUCUCCAGGAGCCGCGCAACGGCACCUUACCCCUCCAGCGCAUCGUCCUCGUAGGCGACCACCUCCAAAACGCGCCGAUCGUCCAAAACCUCGCGUUCAGACAAUACGCAAACCUCGAGCAAUCCCUGUUUCAGCGCCUCGUCCGCCUCGGCGUGCCGACCAUCAUGCUGGACCAACAGGGUCGCGCCCGCCCCUCAAUCGCAGACCUGUAUAAAUGGCGCUACACAAACUUAUCCCACCUCCCCGCCGUCUCCUCAGCCCCGGAAUUCACCGCCGCGAACCCAGGCUUCAGGUACGAAUACCAGUUCAUCAACGUGCCGGACUACAAGGAAAAAGGCGAAUUGGAGCCCACGCCCCAUUGUAUACAGAACCUCGGCGAAGCCGAGUACGCAGUCGCUUUGUUUCAGUAUAUGCGGCUCCUCGGAUACCCUGCGGGGAAGAUCUCCCUCUUGACUACGUACGCGGGGCAGCGCGAUCUUAUCAAAGAUGUGCUGGCGCAUAGGUGUAAGGCGAAUCCACUCUUCGGACUCCCCCGUGUGGUGGCGACGGUGGAUAAGUACCAGGGCGAGCAGAAUGAUUAUAUAAUUCUCUCCCUAGUCCGCACCCGCUCAAUCGGCUACCUCCGCGACAUCCGCCGCCUCACCGUCGCACUCUCGCGCGCGCGCCUCGGCUUGUACAUUCUCGGCCGCCGCGCCGUCUUCGAGGCCGUGUUCGAGCUUAAACCCGCGUUUGAUAUGUUGUUCCGCCGCCCGGAUAGCUUGGCGCUUGUUACGGGUGAGAUGUACGGUGAUGGGGGACGGAGGGUUGGGGAGGCAGAGGUGCAGGGCGAGGCGGUUAUGCAGGGCGUGGAGCAUUUGGGGAGGUAUGUGUUUGAGAUGACGAGGGCGAAGGUGGAGGAUCUAAGGGGGGCGGGGGCUGGGGCUGGGGGAGGGGCGGUGGGGUUGCCGACUAGGGAGGUGAGGAUGGUGGAUGUUGGGGAUGAGGAGGUGAAGGACGGGAGGGACGGAGAGGGGGAGGCGGAUGUGUAA